AAGCACAGCCAGAAGCAGCUGGAGAUGCGGGGCAUGCCCCGGAAUCAUGCCCCGGAGUCAUGCCAGGAGAAGAAGGUCAGGAAGGCUCCGUAGAGCCUCAUAUUUUUGGCACAACAUACGCGCAAGUUUAAUUUACUCUGUAGAUAGACUCACUACCACAGAGAACAAGAACCGCAGCACUAGACAGACCAACGCACGUCCCCGAACCCGCUGAAAUCAUGGGACCGAGAACCAUCCGACUAGGCACGGCGUCGCCCGCAACUCAGGCCACCACAGCCCAGAUGCUGGUUCAGCUCGAGCGCAUCGCGCGGCGGGCUGCGUCCAAGAGCAUCGACAUCCUUCUGCUGCCGGAAGCCUACAUUGGGGGCUACCCUCGCGGUAGUUCUUUUGGCUGUGUCAUUGGCUCCCGCUCGCAGGAAGGCCGAGACGAAUAUCUGCGCUACUUCCAGAGUGCUGUUGACCUCGGGGAUACAGUCGGUGACGGAGCCGGUGCCGGGCAGGCCUGGGUGAACAGAGAGUUGCCGGGUGAUGCGGUGCCCGGGUCUCGGCCUGACGGCGAUCUCCCCAACAAGCGGGGCGACGGAACUCGUGAGGAGUUGGAGCGUAUCGCUCGCGAAACCCAGAUCUUCCUCGUAACCGGCCUGAUCGAGAAGGCCGGGGGGAGCAUAUACUGCUCCGUUGUCUACGUAUGCCCGAAAUUGGGCAUCAUCGGGAAGCGGAGGAAGGUCAUGCCUACUGGUACCGAGAGGCUGGUCUGGGCCCAGGGUUCGCCCGCCACGCUCCGCGCCGUCAGCACGACCAUCCGUGGGAUACGCGUGAACCUCGCGGCCGCCAUCUGCUGGGAGAACUACAUGCCCCUGGUGCGCCAAGCCCUCUACGCGCAGAAUGUCAACCUCUACCUGGCCCCGACCGCCGACGGCCGCGAUGCCUGGCUCUCCUUGCUCCGCACCACAGCCAUCGAAGGCCGCUGCUUCGUCGUCAGCUCCAACAUGUGCGUGAGAGACAGCGCUUCGACAAAUGGGGACACCACCGCCGCCUCCGUCCACCGUGCAGACGAAAUCAACGGCACAGCUCGAGACCUAUCCCCUCUCACUCGGCCGAACACGCAUCCCCACCACCUAUCAAGCGCGAUAGAAGAAGAAGACAACGAGAUCGCCUUCCCCGGCCCAACAGCAACCUCGCCCUCGACCUUCGGCCCGUCUCACGACGCCCACUCUCGGGAGAGCGACCCGCCCCGCCGGCGACGGUCCGUCUUCGACGAAGACGGCAACGAGAUCGUCCUGGCGUGCAAACCCCCAGUAUCUCCACUCGCCCACACCGCCGCCGCACCCCCAAAGCCGCGCGGCAGACGCCGGUCCGUCUUCGACGAGGACGGCAAUGAGAUCGUCCUCUGCGCGGGGGAUAGCAGCCCUGGCGACAAGGAGCGGGGGAGGAGGACGGGGCGGGCGGAAUUGCCUCCCAUCGCGACCGCGACCACUACCACCACCGCCACAGUUCCCAAGCCCACGACCGCGGCAGCAACGCAACAGGCGCCGAAAACCGGGUUCAUCUCCCGCGGCGGGUCUGCCAUCGUCUCGCCCUUUGGGGACGUCCUGGCCGGCCCGCAGUGGGAGGACGACGAGGGCAUCAUCUACGCCGACGUGGACUUUGACGACUGCAUCCGGGGCCGGCUGGAUCUGGACACGGCGGGGAGCUAUUCGCGGAACGACUCGUUCAGGAUGGAGGUGCGGGGGCUGGAUCUGACCGCCCUUCCUUAUCAUUAACGGAUCCAUUUUAAUCUCUGCUAGUAAAGUGUAAGUGAAGGUGAGAACGAACUCGGUUCAAGAAUGGAUUGAAGCCCAUAGUCCAUGUUAGUAAUCUUAACAAGGCACAAUUGGAAGUAGUAGGUAGGUAGUAAUAGGUUGGCUUCUGUCAAAGUGUUUGCGGCCGUAUAGCGGCAAUGGCUGAAGCAAAUCUUUUUUGUUCCUG
Thermothelomyces thermophilus ATCC 42464 is the source of this 1968-nucleotide messenger RNA. RefSeq lists its product as uncharacterized. Bases 219 to 1763 code for a protein of 514 amino acids. Gene Ontology annotation, molecular function: catalytic activity. NCBI's taxonomy places the organism in Eukaryota, Fungi, Ascomycota, Sordariomycetes, Sordariales, Chaetomiaceae. The transcript is spliced from 2 exons. The record is from RefSeq and is a predicted model, not a curated record.